Messenger RNA from Cladocopium goreaui, 1530 nucleotides. The record is from the annotation of a GenBank genome assembly. NCBI's taxonomy places the organism in Eukaryota, Dinophyceae, Suessiales, Symbiodiniaceae.
AUGGCAGAAGAGCCGAAGGCAAGUCCUAAGGAAGCCGUGCCCAAGGUACGGUCCCGGACGUCUACACCUCCUCCUCCUAAGAAGACCUCUGUAGGGUCACCUGCCACGGCCAAAUCAGUGGCCAAAGCUGCCGCUGCGCCAGCGGCCAGUGGCGUGUCCGCGCCCACAGCGAAGAGCGAUGGAGGUCCGGAUCUACGUGGGGAGUGGGGAAAUCUGGCGCUGCUCUGCUUGUUGUAUACACUGCAAGGCAUUCCCUUGGGACUGGGUCAGGUUCUCCCAUUGAUCUUGAAGGAUCGCGGAGCCACCUUCACAGAGCUGGGCGUCUUUUCCUUGCAAUCCUGGCCCUUCGUCCUGAAACUCUUCUGGGCCCCUCUGGUCGACUCGGUCUACGUUCGCAGCAUCGGCCGGAGAAAGACUUGGAUGGUCCCAUCGCAACUGAUCAUCGGAGUUCUGAUGCUGUACACAGCGUCGCAAUUGGAGAGCCUUCUUGGAGACGGAGACUCUACGAGGCCAGCCAUCAAGACGUUGACAGCCCUCUUCUUGAUGAUCAAUUUUCUUUGUGCGACUCAAGAUAUCGCCGUGGAUGGUUGGGCCUUGACCAUGCUUCGGAAGGAGAAUUCCAAUUAUCAAGCCACCUGCAAUGCGGCGGGCCAAACCUUUGGCUAUGCCCUGGGCUUCACCGGUUUCACGGCGCUGGAUCACUUCCAACUGCUGUCUUUGCCGGGCUUCAUGUCCUCCUGCGGUAUCUUCUUUAUCGCCGUCACGGUGAUCGUGGCGAUCUUCAAAAAGGAGAAGCCCUUGCCGCCGGAAGAUGAACCAGAGGGCAUCAGAGACGCCUACGUGCAGAUGCUGCGGAUGAUUUCUAUGAAGCCGAUACAGCUUCUCUUCGUGAUGCUCUUCACCUGGAAAGUGCCCUUCGCGGUCUGUGAGUCGGUGGCACCGGUGAAGUUCCAGGAGUAUGGCAUUCCUAAGGAGCACAUCGCCUACGUCACGUCUGUCCUGAUGCCCAUGUACAUCAUGAUUCCCAUCGUGGCAGCCCGCUGGACGGGGGGCAAGAUGCCCUUGAAGCUGGCCAUGGCCGUCUAUCCCUUGCGCUUGGCCACUGGACCAUUGACGGCGAUCUUGGCCUUCUACACUCCAGCGUCUGUGAGCCCCAUCCCCUGGAUCUUCUAUGCCUUUCUGGUGCUGGUCAUUGCAGCGGCCGCAACCACCUCUGAGUUGAUGUUCGUCUCUCAGAUGGCCUUCUUCGCCCACGUGAGCGAUCCAGCCUUUGGAGGUACCUACAUGACCCUGCUCAACACCAUGGGCAAUCUGGGUGGUCGAUGGCCUCCCACGGCGGCUUUUUUCUUAGUGGACGUCUUGAGCUGCCAAACGGAGAGCUGUUUGCUGCAGAUGGAUGGUUUCUACACCGUCACCAUCCUGUGCACCGUCCUUGGCGUUUUGUGGCUCUUGGGCACCAAGCAGAUGAUCCAAGGGCUACAGGAAAAGAGCCCAUCUGAGUGGAAGCUACACCAUGAGCAUUUGGAGUAG